AAGGCGCCUGUUGGUGCGUCUGCCUGCGGCCAGUGCUUGAACGUAUUUUAAACGAACAUAAACAUACUCAUUAUUUUCUUUGAUUUGAUGCAAAUAUCAUGGCUGACCCACCGAAGAAACUGACAUUUGGUUUUUCAAAAGUUGUGAAAAAGUCCAAUUUAGUUUCGCUUCCCCAAGCAGUCCCAGAGAAACCUAAGGAUGUCCAAUUUAUUGAAUGUCUGGAAGCAAACACAAUCAAACUCAGGGAAGGUGAGGAGGAAAAGAAAGACGAAGCACCCCUUGUCAUUCCGAUUGUUGGACCUCGUAAAAGUAGUACCCUUCCAAACGGAAGAAGUAUAGCAGAAGUUGCGGAAGAUUUUAGUGAUGUAGGCAAUAAUGGAACUAAUAAUGCACCGGAGGCUGCCAGUGAUAGUCUACCUGCCAAUUCUUUAGAUGCCAUUGCUGCCCGUGAACUCUUACAAGAGGGAGCCAAUGCUUUGAAAGAAGCACCAGUUCCAACAUUGGAAUCUUUGCCUAGUGCUGAGAAAGAAGCUCUACAAAAAGAGUCUACCCUUGAGGAUUAUGAAAACAUACCUGUCAACCAGUUUGGGCUAGCUAUGCUCAGAGGUAUGGGCUGGAAGCCUGAUGAAGGAAUAGGAAAAAAUAAAAAAUUGGUGCCUGUGACUGCUCCCAAUGUUCGACCAAAGGGUAUGGGUUUGGGAGCAGACAAAGUUCUACUUGCAUCUGCUAAAGCCGCUAAAGCAUCUACCAACUCUAAGGAUGAGGAAGAAUUACGUAUGGCUAAAGGUGCAUAUGUUAAAAUCUUGGCAGGAAUGAACAAAAAUAUGUAUGGCCAGGUUGAAGGUUUCACUGAUGAUUCUGGACGUGUUUUGCUGAAAAUGGCCAUAGGUGGACGAGUAAUAUCUGUCAAUGAAGGAACUGUUAUUCUUGUUUCUAAAAAGGAAUACAGUGAUAAUGGAAGAGUUCUCAAUGCUGCUAAGUAUCAAGAAUACAAAAGAAAUGAAGAGGCAGGACUAGACCCAAUGAAAAUAAAGAAGGAAACCUCUCCAUCUGACGAAAAACCUAGACAGCAAUCUACAAGUUCAUCAAAGACUUCUAAAAGCUCAAAUUCUAAAAGCGGAAACUUCAAGAAAGAAAAGUAUCGUGAGCACUCCCCUAAAAGAGAAAAGGGGUCUUUAAGUCCCAGGCGGAGAAAAGAAGAAUCAACUUCCAGAAGCAGGUCUAAAACACCCCAAAAAUAUGUCCAAAAAAAGCCCAGUAGUAGAGGACAUAGAGACAGAUCUAUUUCACCCUCUUUCAGAAGGAAAACAAGUCCUACUCAUGGAGACAAAAAAAAGACAUCAUCUGCUAGAAACAGAAGUCAAUCUAGUUCACCAGAAAGAAACUCAAGGCAUCAAUCUCCUAGCUCCAGGAGGAGUAGAAGUCACAGCAGGUCUGUUUCUAGAGAAAAAAGUAGAUACUCAGAAUACAAGAAAAAGUAUGAUGACUCUGAUAGUGAAUCUAAAUCGCGCAAGAAAAAAAAGAAAAAACAGAAAGAAAGGAAGCACUCUUCAUCUGACGACAGUUCAAGAUCAAGGUCUAGGUCUCCUAAGAGAAGGAAUAAAAGCAAGAAGCACAGAAAAAGUCGUUCAAGAUCCCCUAGUAGCAGAACACGCAGAUAAAACCACUUAAUGCCCAAGACUGGUAAGUAAACCAAUGUUUUGACCUAAUUUUAUAAAAGAAAGGAAAAAAUCUACGAUUCUAUGUAUGCAGCUUUAUUUGUAAGUAGUAAAAAUAUAUUUUCUAUACAUCAGAAACAGGCAGUUCAGGUUCAUAUCUUAUUUUUAUACAUUUCAUUGAAUAAUAACAAAUCUAUCGAGAAAACUCAGUCAGUCCGCAAAACAUUCUAGUGAACCUCAUUCACAUUAGUAGUUUACAAAUUUUACCGAAAAGUUCUCAAACAAUUUUUAAAUGAGUAUGGUUCUCUAUAUGUGCCAGUAGUUUUUUUUAUGUUUUUACUAUUAUGUAAUUUAUUUUAUUUUUUAAGUUGACUGGCUCAAUUGAUAAGUAUAAAGCUAAGAUAGAUACAAUUUUAUAUGUAUAAAAUAAAGUAAUAAAAAAAAUGUUUUUGGAGUUUAAAA
Molecule: messenger RNA, 2120 nt
Organism: Frankliniella occidentalis (western flower thrips)
Lineage: Eukaryota; Metazoa; Arthropoda; Insecta; Thysanoptera; Thripidae
Product: G-patch domain and KOW motifs-containing protein
Exons: 7
Coding region: 99-1661 (520 amino acids)
Biological process (GO): mRNA splicing, via spliceosome
Cellular component (GO): spliceosomal complex
Molecular function (GO): nucleic acid binding
Source: RefSeq, a predicted model, not a curated record